AUGGCGACAACAGGCACAUCGUCGUUAUCUAUGCGCUUGGGGGAUGUCUGGCACGUCCUUGCACUUCGAAGCGAUGUGGAAGAUAUCAUCAAGGAAUUGUUAGGCCAUUUCUCGUUGGAGAAAAUAUAUGCAGAAGGUGAUAAGGAAUCAUAUCAGGCCCUAACGACGACGUUGCUUUCGCAGUUGAAUGCCAUUUUCUACAUCCAGCGUCUGUCACUGCCAGCAGAAAACAUAAAUACAGGGCCAUAUCUUAGUUUUCUGGCGAGUUGGGAAACAACCCUGCGAUGUGUGGAAUUUGUUGUACAAAUUAUUGAAGAGGGCCGUGAGAGUCUGUGGGAAGUUCGACGGCUACGGGACCAUCACCUCGCCGAAUUCCUUUUGCUGUGUCUACGAUUCCUGUCACUGCAUCCGAAAGCGCCAGCAGGCCAACGGGCAAAAGAUCGCCGAGAACGAUUCUCUCGCAUACAUAGAUCCCUGGAGCGUGUUUAUGAUAGCUACUCAGGCCCAAAGUCAUUUCUGUUGCAGCUUUGUAAAGAAGUAACAUUCUCUUUACGUAACGAUCCUGAUUCGCUAGCGCUUCCCUCAAUAUAUAGAUAUGAACUACCGAAUCUAGGAAUAGAAUUGUACCCUCUUGCCCCCUGCUUGUUAUCAGAGUCGGUCUCUACAAUCGUUCCAGAAGAUGGAUCAUCUGACGAUUGGUUAAGUCAGUUCAUGGCUCUACGGGAUGUCACUCACUUUGUUGUAGGGGCAAACAUUCAAUAUGCAGUUAAUACAAGGACACGAAAUACUCAACUGCAGGAGGUAUCUUCCGAAACUCGAAAUGCAGUCUUGACCUCUCUCGACAAUAUCAAGUUGCCGCAUCAUUUUUCCAAAGCAGAUUUAAUUGCAGCGUUCAUCAACAGUUUUCGAAUUGUGCUUCCAAAUACACCCAACGUUACAACACAAAACUCUUCUGAGUUUGAUGAUGAUGAGAGCACGGUUGACGCUCUAGCUGCCCUCUAUCAAAGGCUUAGUGCUCGCCGAUUGAUUUGCCGUGUGAGUGAUAGGGAAGUAGUUCAUAGCAUAACGGAAAUCACUCGGAACAUUGCUCUAUUUGAUGAUCCCAGCGGACAAUUCAGAGCAACCCGCCCCAGACUGUUUGUUUUAAAUUGUCGAAGGUGCCACUUCGUAGGAUAUUCCCAGCUAAGACAUUUGGAAAAUAUUAAUCUUCCACUUGAUUUGGGAGAAACCUCAGAAAUUUCUCUGCCUCAAGGGACAAAUUGUAGACACUGCGGAGACGCUGUGACAAUGGCUCGUGAGAUACAACUUGCCCUGCGUACCUGGGAUCUUCUCUCCCACAUUGAAUCCAAUGCUGAUACAAUCAGUGUUGAGAGACACUUGCCAACCCAAUUCCAACUACUACCUCCCAAGACUGAAAGUAGUAGUCCUUUCCCGUCAUAUAAUAAUCUAACCAACCCAGGGAGCCCGAGACCACAGGAUAUAAUUUCGCCCAAUUCAGCUCGAUUUGAGCGCCCCACCACAGCCCUUCUCACACAAUCACCCCCUUUUACUCCUGGGAUCCGUCACAGAUUUGAUGCUCCUCGAAACGAAUUUUCGCCUAUGGACAGUUUGACAGCUAUCAACGAAAUAGGAGACACUCUGGGCCAAGCCAACGCGGCGGAUUCACAAGUGUCACUCGGUUCUCCCGAAUUCUCUAGCCAGGGAGCGAAUCUACCCAAGCUUGAGAAAAAUAUCUCCACAACAACAUUUGAAUCCGUCCCAUUUUUCCGAUCGCGAACAUUACAGUCCCCUGGAGUGUCUGAUAGAGGGAAAAGUGGUUGGAGAAAACUGGGCACUAGAAAGGAAUCCAUUGCAGCUUCUGGAGAUACAAGCUCUCUUUCAUCAUCGCUUUUGGAGUCACAAAAGCUAGACGAAAUCCCUCUGAAAAGCCUAGCCAAUGCGAUGAAGAGCGUGAAAGGAAGAUUUGCCAAAAAUACCAACGUUUAUCUUUCUCAAAAUUCAACAUUUGCCCUCUUCUGGACUCAAACCACGAUACAUCUGUGGGAUGUUGGAACAUCCCCGCCCACCAUGAAACGCGCAUUUUCAACAGACAGUACGUGCCUUCUUGCAGCAGUUACGAAAAUGUACCUGGCAUACGUGAUUGGCACCCGCGAUAAUAAACUUACGCUUCGGAUAAUUAACCUUACUGAUGCAUCAGCACCUGUUGUUGAGUACCGUAUGUCUUCAACAUUAUGGUGCAAGUGCAUAACAGUUUGCCCAAUGGAGAACUACGUCGUGAUCGGAUUUGAAAAUUCUAUUGUUCGGUUCUUUAAGACAACAGACUCGGAAGCCCCUCGAGAAGACCGGCUCCAUGGCCUUUUCCAUAGAAAUUGUACAACCUGUACAUUGGACACUCUUUCAUUUUCCAGAGACGGGCUUGUGCUUCUUGCCAGUACCCGAAAUGCUAAAGGCGUCAUCCAAAUAUUUGAAUGGAAGUUUCCCUUCGUGGUAUUUCACGAACUACCCGCUUGCAGAUACUAUGUACCGUUACACGAAUCCGAGGAUAAUGGAAUAUCAGCUGCAAUGUUCCGAUCUUCGCGUCGAGGAGAUGACCUAGUGUGCAUCUCGACGUGGACACAGUCAGGGGUGCCUAUUCUAACCCACCCUCAAGAGGGGAAUAAAACUGAAGUCAAGGAUAGUACCGGCCGCCAUGGGAAACUUGGUAACAGGAUACAAUGUGCUUCCUUCUCUCCAUCUGGUUCUGAGCUCGCCAUGGUAAACGACCAGGGUUAUCUGUAUCAGAUUACCAAUCUAGACUCGAGUCCUAUUGAUAUCAAAAGAUUGGCCACAUCCAGAGAACUCACGACGAAAUCUGACUCAUUUGCCAUGUCGUAUAUGACCAUGACUGAUGAAGAUGCCAUUAUCAUGGCUUGGAUUGACUCAUCAAAAGGAGUAGCAUAUGUCAAAAGGGUACCAGUAACAGCCCAAGGAGAUAUCGAAGCCUCAAUGGUUGCUAUGCCACAGAAACCACCAUCACCUAAGUAUGAGUUAGCGGAAAGUGGUAGGGAUCCUCCACAGAUGCAGGAGCUGCCGCGACAGGUGUCAUUAUCACUACUACCAAAAAGAAGCGUAAAGCCAGCAGUCGAACUGCCCGCAGACCCCCCUAGGUUUUUAAGUCGGUUUCGGGGAAUGACUAGAUAA
Messenger RNA from Paracoccidioides brasiliensis Pb18, 3180 nucleotides. RefSeq lists its product as uncharacterized. Gene Ontology annotation, molecular function: protein binding. The transcript is spliced from 5 exons. Bases 1 to 3180 code for a protein of 1059 amino acids. The record is from RefSeq and is a predicted model, not a curated record.